This is a messenger RNA of Marasmius oreades (fairy-ring Marasmius), 177 nucleotides long. RefSeq lists its product as uncharacterized. The record is from RefSeq and is a predicted model, not a curated record. The coding region runs from base 1 to 177 and encodes 58 amino acids. NCBI's taxonomy places the organism in Eukaryota, Fungi, Basidiomycota, Agaricomycetes, Agaricales, Marasmiaceae. The transcript is spliced from 2 exons.
AUGAAGGAAGUGGGAAUGGAAGGCCGAGUCCAUCAAGUAUACCUGCUGGCAUUAAUACGUUGUGGGGAUGAAAGGGAGGCUGGUCGUCAGUUAUGGAAACCUUGCGAGAUACAUGAUUCGGAUCUCUCCAGGGAUGCGUUGGGUUGGACCCCGCGUUGGAAAGUUGGCGGGUCUUAG